Pseudozyma hubeiensis SY62 is the source of this 11121-nucleotide messenger RNA. RefSeq names its product ubiquitin-protein ligase. The transcript has a single exon. Gene Ontology annotation, molecular function: protein binding; deoxycytidyl transferase activity; DNA-directed DNA polymerase activity. NCBI's taxonomy places the organism in Eukaryota, Fungi, Basidiomycota, Ustilaginomycetes, Ustilaginales, Ustilaginaceae. The record is from RefSeq and is a predicted model, not a curated record. Bases 1 to 11121 code for a protein of 3706 amino acids. Gene Ontology annotation, cellular component: nucleus. Gene Ontology annotation, biological process: error-prone translesion synthesis; error-free translesion synthesis.
AUGAAGAUCACAAAGACUCCCAAGCGUCUGGCACCAGCUGCGCCCGAGGUGCUGGCACUGCAGGAUCGGGUCUCAAAAUCAUCCGAUGACGAGCUGCCGGCUGUGCUCGACAGCAUAUCCGAGUGGUGUUGGCCCCGAGGCGAUCUCUACUACUGGACUGGCGUGCUCAACCGCUUCGACACCAUCCUCGAAAAUGUGUGCCGCGACUACGAGCUCUCCAGCAUCCAGGCCAACGACUUUACACCGCUCACCAAGCGCCUCGUCGCCAGCAUCUUGCGCUUCUCUCGCCUCCUCGUCGAGAACUGCACCAAUCGCAAGCUCUACAGCUCCUUUGAACACCUCAACGAGCUCCUUUACACGCGCGACCUCGACGUCCUUGAAGCCGCCCUCCGUCUCGUUCUGCGCGCCGCACAACAGCAUAGCAGCCAUCAUCCAAGACACGAGUUUCAGAUCUCAAAGGAGCGUCUCACCACGCUCGCCAUGAUCUGGACGCCCAGAGAUCAUGGCGUUCCGCUUGUCGACGUUGCUCAGCCAGAAAAACCGGUACCAUCAGAGCUCUCGCACGUGCGCUUCCAGUUCUUUCAACGCUGCGGGUCGGCAAUAACCUCGCAGUCCGUGCCGUCCUCCUCUUCCGUCUCCACCGGCGAAUCUUCCCAUGCGGCUCGAGGCGUUGCCUCACCACACCCGGCUCAAAACCAGCACCACAACGCGUCCACCUCCACGCCCACACGCUCGCGCAACAGAGACCAUCGGCCCGUCAUGCUUCCGGCACUCUCCACUGGUGCGCUCCCUGUGACGCCCACGCGCCAGGAUGAUCGGGUCGAGACCAACGCUGCGCCUGCCUCUGCAUCCGGCGCCGCUGCUAGCCGUCGCGAAGGUUUGGUCACCGUCGACCUCGGCAAGAUCACAUCUGCCGAUGGCGACCCAGCCGAUCUACUAGCCAAGGCGGUCGAGACGUACGGGAUCCCGCAGGAGGAGCGAUUCGAGCUCUUCCAACGCAUUCGGUUGGCUCUGGGACUUCAAGACGCACACACCCGCAGACAACUGCUCGUCUGUCGACUGCUCGCCAUCGCUUGCUACGGCCUGGUGAUCAGCGAGUCGAUCGCCAGCACUCAGCUCUUCCUCUACGAACCGGAUCUGAUUCAGCGCAUCGCUGCUCUUGUCGAUCCCGUACAGAAGCUCGAAAUGGCCAUCCAGAGCAGCGCUUUCUACGCCCUCGACAGUCUCGGUCGCUACCGCAACCGCGUCAGCGUGGUCCUCAACUCGGUCAAUGCUUCCGUCAACCACGGCAUCAUCCUCAGCGUGGUGCGCAACCUCAUCGACGACCUCCGAACCGACGCGCCCGUUUCGACGGAGCACUACGUCGACUCGGUGCUCAGCUUUGUCGCCUUCAUCGCCACCACUUCGUCCGCCAGCCACACCAUCGUCGGCGCAGGUCUCGUGCCUCUUCUCGUCGAGCUCGUCAACAUCGACAGCCCAGAUAGAUACAUGGUGCAACGUACCGUCUCGCGGGCUCUUGGUCUCAUCGACAGCCUCUCGUACGCGGUGCCUCAGGCCUUUGACCUCUUCUGCAAUGCGCGUGGUCUCGACGUCCUUGUGGAUCGUAUCAAGGCCGAGGUUGACCGCGACAUCCACGAUGGCGCAGCUGAUCGCAUGGGCGACGGCGUUUAUGGCGAGCCCGGCCCGGACAACCUGUACGGUCGCUUAUCGUUCGGACGCGCCUCUCUGCUUCGCUCCAUGUUCAAGACGAUCACCCAGAUGAUGUCGUCUACCGGCACCGGCGAUGGUCUGCGCAACCUCGUCAACACCUCGUUGCCCGACUCGCUCAAACGGAUCAUCCUCAACCGCAACAUCUUUGGCCCACAGAUCCUGGCGCUCGUCAUUCUCAUCACAUCCACCAUCAUCCACAAUGAACCCACUUCGCUGACCAUCUUGCAGGAGGCCAAGAUCCCCGAAGUCUUGUUCGACGCCAUUGAAGCCGACAUCGAGGCGCACUGGGAGGUUAUCUAUGCCAUCCCUAACGCGAUCGGGGCCAUCUGCCUCAACCAGGCUGGUUUGGAUCUCUUCAAUUCCCGUCGAUUGAUUCCCAAGCUCUUUUCGCUCUUCACCUCGGAGCGCCACAGCAAAGUGUUCCAGGAUCGCGACAACGCCAAUGCAUUCGGUGCCGCCAUCGACGAACUCAUGCGCCAUCAGCCCAGUACCAAGCCGCUCGUCAUGGACUCGAUCAUGCGCUCGCUCGACGACAUCGGCCAGAUGGCGAGCACCUUCGAGCUGCCGCAGGAACCCAAGGCGCGCGCCGCUUACGGUCUGCUCGCGGUCGGCGAUGCUGCUGCCGAUGGAGCCGCUGCCGCCGCCGCUGCCGGCUCGACAGGUGGUCGUGCAGUGGCGCUCGCAGACGUCGUUACGGAUGAGCCCGAUCCGAUCCGCGAGGUUGACCUCACCAAGAUCGAGUCGAACCCCGUCAUCACCGCGAUCGACGUCGUCUCACGCUUCCUCGAGGGACUCUUUCAGACUAGCUCGCACUGCAAGGACUUCAUCAAGAUGGACGGCCUCGACAAACUGCUCAGCUUCUACUCGUCGCCCUGCCUGCCUUACGACUUUUCCGCGUCGCUGCUCGCCGAUUCGCUCGUGACGCUCAUCCGCUUAAUGGCCGAGAUCAGCCCAAGCACCGUCCUGAUCGCCAUGCUCCGAGACAUCAAGGCUGCGUCCGAAGAGGCGGCGGCGCUCUUCGACCUGCCCGAAAAGUCGUUCGCUUCUCUGACCUACGACAACACGGUCUCGCGUCUUUUGUGGAUGGCGACGCCCCGCGACGAGGCGGAUGCGGAGCGUGCAACCCUCGCCUUCCGCAAGCUCGUCGGCCUCUGCUCACGCGCCCAGCUCUUCACCGACGUCUGCACCAUCACCUACGUCGGCCAUAAGCUUCCGUCGGUCUUCCUGCAGACGCUCGUGUCCAGUUCCACGUCCGGCACGAUCAGCUUGGCCGAGCUCGGCGCAAUCCACCGUGCCUGCGCGUGGGAAAAUAUGUUGCUCAAGACGUCGUUGCCUCCUCCACCUCCUCCGCCUACAACGGACAAGGCUGCGGUGGGAGCCAAGCCUGAACACGACUCGCAGGCCUUAACACAGUCGCAAUCCUCGUCAACGCUUGCCGAGUCAUCUGUACAAUCUUCUUCCGGCUCGAACGACGCCACGGGUCGAUCGACCCAGGUAACACCGCAGCCUCAGCGUACUCAACAGCAUGGCGUACCCAACGAUCUCUUGCAGGAUCUCGCGGGAACUGUCGAGCAGCGAGCACAGCCAUCCGGCUCCUCUCAGCGCCAGGAGGAUCAACCCAGCCAGAAAAAUGCGGCUGCGCUGCGCUACGUGGCAUCGCAGAUCCCGUCUUCGUUGACAGCGCUCUUUGUGGAAACGGUUCGCUAUCUGGCUCCGCGUCGUAGCGUCGACGCAGUACACAAGUCGGCUGCCUACACGGCCUCGGUGGAGAUCGCCAAGUUCCUCAAAGAACACCUCACAUGGCGGGAGUCGAGCAACAGCAUCAACAGCUUUGCCUUUGCCACGCUCAUGAUCUGCCAAACCAGUUGCCUUCUGUUCGAUGAACGUCCGAGCCCUUCGUCUGUCCAGCCUGCCAUCCUGCGAGCCUUGGACAAGCACGGCGGUCUCGACUCGCUUUUCGACCUCUUCCGUCGCUAUGUGGCCGAAAUCGACCGCUUCUACAAUAGCCAUGGCAGCAGCAUCACGUUGUCCGGCACCGACAUGGACGAAGCCGGUAUCAAGCUUGGUCACACCUGCGGCGGCUUGAAGGUGGCGCUCGGCGUGUUGCUGAAGCUAACGCAGUGCAAAGGGCUCAUCGAAUCGACCCAGACAACGCAGCUCGUUCGUGAAGGUGGCAAAGACGUGUUCGAGCCACACGCUUACUUGGCCAAGGUUCGCCUCGAGGUGCUGAACCUUCUGCUUGCCGCCUGGGACAAGCCUUGGCUGCCUACGCUGCCUGCAUCGGUCAACCGCCUGAUGCUGCAGAAUCUCUUGACCAUCCUCAGGGCGCAGAACGAGGCCGCGCCGACGCCUAAGAAGACGUCCACUGCGUCCGGUCCAUCAGGCGCGGCUGGGUCCUUGGACUCGACGAUUCCGACGCUGCUCAACAUGCGCAAUUCUUUUGCAUUCGGCAGCGCACCUCAGGCAGUUCCGUCGCCCGUCCGCAGGCCACCUAACGAGGAGCGUGUUCGGACAAUGGUUGACAUGGGCUUCCCCGAAGGCGCAGCCCGCCACGCCCUCUCUCGCUGUCAGAACAAUCUCAAUGCGGCCACCGAGUAUCUCUUGUCACACGAUGACCUCGUCGUGCACUACCGGGAUAACCCGAGCCAGUCGUGGAACGGCGACGGUGCCGCGGGCGCCACGGCUGCGCAAAGCGGAGAUCGCGCGCCUGCCGAGUCGACGACAGCAGCAGCAGCUCCUGCUGCUGCACCAGCCGCCGCUGACGAUGCAGAUGUUUGGGUGGACGAAGAGGCCCGCACUCAGUCACGAGACGACAACGGUCCCGCCAAUGCGGAUGUGCAGGAUACACCGAUGGCGGAUGCUGCAGCUGACAACGAUGGCUCUGCGGACACCGGCGACCACAAACCAGAGGUGGACGACACUAUGGACACCGACAAAGUGACCAAGGUCAAGGCCGACUUGGACGAGCGUCGGACCGCGCUUCGAGCUUCGCUAGUCGAGCGUGGACUUGAGCUGGCUGACCACCAUCCAGCGCUCGUGUUCGAGGUCAAGUCAGCCAUCCUGUUGCAAGCGUCUGAGCGAACAGCGGCGAUGGGCCACAUAGAAAAGCUGGUCAAGAUCAUUGACUCGGAAGCUUCCGCCGCCUUUGGCGCCAAGGCUGACUUUGUUGCUUUGCGCAUGCAGCUGCUCGCCCUUGUCCUGCACGACGAGCAGAUCUUCAAGCAGCUCGACCGUGACAUGGUUGGCUCGAUCCUGACAUCGCUCGAAGGCCUCAUCCAGUCAUUCAGCUCCCGGCCUUCGUCAACGGUCGAGUCGAACAUUGCUACACCAGCGUCGCAACCCGAGACCACCCAAUCUGCCGCUACCUCGGAGCAAAGCACUCCUGACUCGAAGCCUAAGUGGCUGGCAUCGCUAAUCCUGGCGCUUGUCGGCAUUCUCGGCUUCUCUGAAGACAUCGCCGAAGUCAAGCCGGACGAUGCGUUGCUCGAAGAUUCGGCUGACGGAAAGCUUUCGCUGCCAGGUGGAUCCGGCGAGCCGAGUGCCAAGUCGACCGAGUCUGCAGCCGCCACAGACGGCACAUCCUUGGGCGAUGCUUCCGCUCCCACCUCUGACAAGCUCGUCUUGCCACGCGUCCGUGUCGGCUCGCUGCCCAUCUCGGACGCGCUGUUCCGCUUCGUCUUGCAGAUCUUCCGCGAAGCAACGACGCUCGAACGGAAUGAUCUGCUGGCCGCCUUCCGUUUGCUGACCGUCUUGACGCGCAAUCACUCGAUCGCAGCCCGCUUCGCUCGAGAGGGAGGCGUUCGCUUGAUCUUUGAGCCCUUCCGAGUGCUCGAACCCAAGCAAGUGUCGGGUUGCCAGCCUUUCGUAGCGCUCGUGCUCCGCCACAUUGUCGAAGAUUCUCAGACGCUGGCCUUCGUCAUGGCUCAAGAGAUCCACAGCCUGGUGGCACAGUCGCGCAACAAGACGAGCGAUACCUCGACCGUUGUGCGUCAGCUCGAUUGCGCCGUGUUGCGUGACCCGGACAUUUUCCUCGAAUCGGCAGCUGCCAAGCUCGAAAUGACCGAGUACUCGCCGACCAAGGGCAGCGGUCACGUCAAACUGGUUCAGGGUACAGCUGGAUCUGAGACUGGCGCCAAAGAGUCUCCCUCUGAUCUCUCUGGCAACGGGCAGGCGAGUCUCGCCAGUCUUCGUCUCGGCGACGAUCCGAUGGAUUCGACCGGUGAUGGCGCAGAUGCGAAAGCUGCAGACGAGCCUGGCUUCUUCAAGUCGGCGGCGCAAUCUUCUUCGUCCAACGCACCCUCCGAGGAGCUCGACAGCCUGAUGGCUUUCAUGCUGACCGAGCUGCUCAGAAGUGCCUCCAAGAAAGCACAGCCGGCCACGCACGCUCUGGCGAGUGGUGUUGCUGACAAUGCAAACGCCUCCACGGCCAGCCAAGCUGGAUCUCGACUCGGUUCAGCAAGCGCGAGCGCCGGAUCAUCAGGCGGCACAAUGGCCCACGCCGGCGCAUCCGCAAGCGAGGGAGGAGCGCCCGUCAAGAGUGAAGAGGAGAAGCAGGAUGACACUGCCUUCUUCUACUCGUGCUUCCUCAUGCAGUGUCUCACGGAGCUCUUGUCGUCAUAUUCCUCGUGCAAGACCUCGUUCGUCAAUUUCAGCAAGAAGAGAUUGUUUGGCGCAGCUGCGACGCAUGCAGCCUCGCAGUCCACCCAUGCCGUCGGAGCGUCUGCCGGUGUCAGUUUUGCGCCUGGAACACCUGGAGGCAAAGAAGCGACUCGUUCGCGUGCUGGCAUCCUGAGCACCUUCUUGUGCGAGCUUGUCCCUGCGGGCUUCUUGAGCUCGUAUGGCAGUGCCGAGCUGCGUAAGAAGAUGACGCUUUCCAAUUGGGCCAUGUCGGUGCUCGUGGCGCUCACGGCGGACGUCAGCGUGCACAUCGACAUCAAGGAGGUGCCUGCGGAUCUGAUCACGGUGCGCAAGAUUGUGCUCGAUUCGAUCGCUCGCUCCAUUAAGGAAGCUGCUUCCUCGUCGGAGCCAAUCGAGGUGCGCUAUGGUCGCCUGUAUGCUCUUAGCGAUCUCUGCUACCGAUUGCUCAUUGCUCGCCCCAAUAGCACGGGCGGUAAGCAGACCGAGGACCUCACGCUUCACAUGGCAAAGACGAUGCUCGAGAAAAAUUUUGUCACCGUGCUCACCAGCGCGAUCGCCGAUGUCGACCUGAACUUGCCUACGGUUAAAUCGCUGCUCGAGGCCAUCCUGCGUCCGCUCGAGCAUCUUACGAAAGUCUCGAUCAAGAUGGGCAAGGCGAAGGACAAGACGAGCGGUCGCACCGUCAUCGACGAGUCUGAGGAGGAUUCCGAGUUUUCGUCGGAUUACGACAUGGAGGAAGACUUUGACGACGAGGACGAGAUUGAGGAGGAAAUUGAGCGUCAAGAGACGCCCGACUUCUAUCGCAACUCGUCUCUCGGUAUGCAUACGGGUGAGAUGGAGACCGGCCUGGACGAUGACGAGAUGUCGGACGAGGACACGGACGACGACGAAGACGAAAUGGAGAUGGAAGACUUCGAUUCCGAGACCGGCAGCGAGCUGUCCACGGAUGAGGAGCUCGAGGGCCUCGACGGCGACGAUCCGCACAUCAUGGAGCUCACCGACUCGGACACCGACAUGGGCGACUCGAGCGAUGAGGACUCCGAUUUGGACGACGACGAUCACGCACACUCGCACGGCCAUGGAAGUCCCCGCGACGAUGUCAGCGUCGGAGACGAGGAGGACGGAUGGACGACGGAAGAGGAGGAGAUGGAAGACGAAGAUGACUUCGAUGACGAGGACGACGAGGCGCUUGACUUUAUCUUUGAAGGCGGGGAAGACGGCAUGCCCGCGAUCCCAGAAGAGAUGGGCGACGAACACGAUGUGAUCGCGAUCGACGACGAUGGCGGCGAUGGUCUCAUGGACGAUGAAGAGAUCGAGAUGCUCGAAGAAGACUCCAUGGACGAUCCUGACGACAUGUCGCAGCUCGAGCUUGCCGAGGAGUACGCUACCCCGGUUGACGAUCGCUUCGGCGCCAACUGGGGCUGGACAGCCGCUGCCGAUUCACGACCGUCUGGCUCAGGCAUAUAUGGCGAUCGUCCCCGAACAGCUGGCGUCUUUCCGCCCAACUUCUUCCUGCCCAACGCCAUCGCCAACAUGGGCAGUGGCACGGGCGGUCAUCGCCGACGCAACCUGCUCGAUUUCGACUCGAUGAUGGCGCCUCGCCGUACGGCACCGCCUUCGGAAGAGAUCUCUUCACACCCCUUGCUGGUGGACCAGUCCGACGCCGACGCCAACCGUCACGCCGGCCGAGGCGCUCGCAGUGGCUCCGGCGGAGGACAGCUGCCGUCCGGCUACGCGGAUUGGGCACAGUCUGUCGAGGAGUUUGUGGGCGAGGGCGCGUUGCAAUUCCUGGAGAAUCUCCUGUCGCGCGGCGGUGCAGCCGGCGCCCCUCAAGGCAUCCGCAUCGAGCUGGGUGACGGCGGCCGUAUGCGAAUCGACGGCAUCGACGUGAGCGGCCGUCUCGGUCGCGGUGGACCUCACCACCUUCACCACCAUCACCACAGCCACACGCAACACGGCCAAGCUGUGCUCGGCGGUGAUGCGCAGCGCGCAACGAGCAGCCGACAGGCAGCGCAAAACGACCCUGUCACCCUUGCGCAAUCGUUCACGCCUAUGCCGACUCUCACGCGAUGGUCCGAAGAGGCGCUCAUCCUCCUGCCCAGCUCUACCGUAUCAAAUGAGCGCACCUCCAAGAUGCGCAACCACCUCAUCAACGCACUGCUGCCUGGCUUCCGGAAGCAUCGCCUCGAGACGCGUCGCCAGCUCGAACAGGAUCGUAAGGCACUCGAACAGGCCAAGGAGACGCGAGAGCAGGCCGAAGCCGAGAUCAAGCGUCUGCGCGAGAGCAGGGACCGCAUGCAGAAGGAGUUCGAGGAGAGGCGCGAUCAGUUGCUUCAGGACCAGGAGCGUGCUCAGCAGAUGGUCGCCGACGGCGAUGGCGCACGCGACGCUCAGGCAAGCACCUCUUCUGACCAAGCUGCUUUAAAUGACGCGCAGCAUGGCGAAGAUUCCGGCGCUGCCGCGACAGCAUCGGCUGACAACGCCACUCCUGUCGUGGGCGACGAUGUUGAGAUGGCGGACGCGGAGACUGCUCCGAGUGGUGCUGCCGCUGCCCAUGCGGAAGCGUCAACCAGUGCUGCAGCUGGGACUGCAGCCCAAGCUCAGCCUCCGGCAAUUCCCGAAAUCGCACGAGCAACGAUCUUCAUCAAUGGCGAAGAGAUUGACAUCACCGACACGGGCAUCGAUCCUACCUUCCUGGAGGCGCUACCCGACGAUCUGCGCGAAGAGGUUCUCAAUCAACACUUCCGCGAGCGCCGAGCUGCCGAAGCUACCAGCAACCUACCGCAGCCUACGUCCAUCGCACCAGAGUUCCUCGAUGCUCUGCCGCCUGAGUUGCGCGCCGAGGUAAUUCAGCAAGAAGCUCUCGAGGUUUCGCGACGCCGCAUUCGCGAGGAGAUGGCAUCGCGCGGCGAUGCCGAUCGACAGAGCCAAAGCGCUGGCGGUCAAACCGCGGGAGACCGUGCCGAUCCCGCCACGGCGCGCGCCGGCGGAGAGGCCGCGGGUGAUGGCUCCGCGACCCGCCUGGAUGGGUCUCGCGGCUUCCCAUUCCCUGAUGGCGACAUUGAAGAGAUGCUUCGCGAAGUCGGAGAUACAGCGUUUGGCGAUCUCGCGCCGAUCACCAGCUUGGGCGGCGAGCGUGCCGACAAUGGUCAGCGUCAGCACCGUCGCUUCGAAGAUGAAGAGGACAGCCAAGAUAUUUCGAGCGGAACGAUUCGUGGCCUCCCUGGCUCUGCCGCCGAUCGCUUGGGCGCCAUGCCGAUCCGAAUGCUCAACGUGUCAGGGGGUCCAGGGCCUGCUGAUUUGCACGUGCGUGGGCGUGCUCCCACGGCGGGAGGAGCCGGUUCGACGCGCGACGGCAUCCAACUCCUCGACAAAUCCGGUGUGGCCACGCUGGUGCGCCUGCUCUUCUUCCCGCAGAUGAACGCCAAGCAGACGGCGCUGCACAAGGUGCUUGCCAACCUGUGCGAGAACCUCAAGACACGCUCGGAGCUUCUUAACCUGCUCCUCAUGGUGUUGGCGGAAGGAUCGGUGGAUGCACACGCUGUAGACCGCUCUUUCGUAUCGAUGAGCAACCGUGCCAACCGCAUACACUCGACCCCUUCGAGGCCGACGCCGAAGCGAGCCAACUCGGGUCCCGCUAGUGCAGUCAACGGACUCGGCUCGACGCCAGGCGGUCAAGGUCACGGAACGAGCGGCUCGACGGCGCCGUUAUCCAAGACGGGCGACGAGGCGCCGUUCCUGAUCGCGUCUCGUAGCAUCGACACGCUGCUGCACCUGACGUCGGUCAACACGCAGGCGGCGUUGUGGUUCUUGCGGAACGACGCGCGGCCUUCCAAGCGAGCCAAGGGCAAGGAAAAGGAAAGGGAGACGGAUGCGUCGGAACGCGGCACAGCCCCGAUCAAUGUGUUGCUGGGAUUGCUGUCCAAGGAGACGAUCUUGGGCAAUAGCCAGUUGGUGGACUCGCUGCUGGCACUCAUCAGCUCGGUGACCAAGCCGUUGUACAAUGCGCCGAGCAAGGCCGACGGCGAACCCAAAGGUGCGCCUGCCGACGGUGUCGCCAGUGCACCUGGUCAAGCGGCCACAAGUGCCGAGAUGACACGCAGCGAUGGUGCCCCGGCUGCCAGCAACAACGAAGCGGCGACGGCAGCCGCUAUCUCGGACGACCGUGGAGAUGAUGUUGCAGCAGCAGCAGCAGCAGCAGCAGCACCAUCCAAGAGUGGAUCGCAGCCAAAAGCGGAGCUGGAGGAUCUGCCGACGAUCCCUGCGGAUCGUCUGUGCAAUUUGGUGAAGCCGUUGACGACUGCGCUGUCGAGCAAGGGCUUCCAACACACGCUCUGGAUCGCGGCCCACGUGAACCGGAUUGAUGGGGCGCGCGAGACGAUCUGCAGCGCUCUGCAAGCGCAGGCGAAUACAGCAUCGCGAUCGCUGGUGGGUGAUCUGGACGCGCUGCUUUCGACUUUGCCAGAGGGAGCGGCAGACGAAGAGGAGGAGGAGGACGGAGAAAAGAAGGCGGGAUCAGGUGCGCAAGCGGGUGGCGGAGGAGCCCUGACGCCGGGAGCGGCGGCGACGGCGGCGGCUGCUGCAGCGUCUGCUGGAGUGACGCAGUCAGGGAUCGUGAUCAGCGGACCGACGGUGACGGAUCGAUUGUCGGCGAUGAGCGGAGCCCAACGGAUCGAGUCGAGGGCGCUGGCGACGUUGGCGAGUCCAACGAACGCACAGGCGGUGCUGUUGCGAAGUCUGCGUGCGCUCAAUUACAUCAUGACGGGCCGCUGA